Pyricularia oryzae 70-15 is the source of this 1965-nucleotide messenger RNA. Its product is annotated as lipase 4. NCBI's taxonomy places the organism in Eukaryota, Fungi, Ascomycota, Sordariomycetes, Magnaporthales, Pyriculariaceae. Bases 34 to 1830 code for a protein of 598 amino acids. The transcript has 2 exons. The record is from RefSeq and is a predicted model, not a curated record.
CUUGAACCGUUCAGAGGGAGAGCAUAACACACAAUGAAAGCCUCCAUUCUUUCGGCUUUCUCGGCCGUCUUUCUGACGGUAGCCGGUUCCCAGGUAAUACGACAACAGCUGCCACCGGUGGACCCGCGGCUCCCACAACUGGAUCUCUCUCGCUUCGAGGUUCCAAUUGAUCUGAGAGAACCAGAAGAUGGCUUGAAGCUCGAGGCACGUAAGGAUGCACCUACAGUAAAGCUGGAAGAUGGGUCCAUAAUCACAGGCUCAGUUCUUGCCGACGUCGAAUCUUUUAAGGGCAUCCCCUUUGCGGAACCCCCACUGGGUGACCUGCGCAUGAGGCCACCCGUACGACUUGAAAAGCCGCUCGGCAAAUUCGAUGCCUCGAUGCGCAUUUCACCGCAAUGCCCACAGAUGUUCUUCUCCUCCUCAACCGGCCGUAUGUUGACGCAGGUCAUUGGGAAUCUGCUCAACAAGGGGCUUUUCCAAAAGAUCCUGGAUUCUACCGAGGACUGCUUAAACAUCAACGUGCAAAGGCCUAAAGGUGUCAAGGCUGGUGACAAACUGCCCGUACUGUUCUGGAUUUUUGGCGGUGGUUUCGAGCUUGGUAGCAAUGCAAUGUACUCUGGCACGCCGAUCCUUACGAGGGCAAUGGAACAAGGCCAGCCCUUCAUUUUCGUCGGGGUCAACUACCGCGUAGGAGGCUUUGGCUUCAUGCCAGGCGAGGAGAUCCAGGCCGAGGGCUCUGGAAACGCUGGGCUGCUGGACCAGCGCAUGGGCAUGGAAUGGGUUGCCGACAAUAUCGAGGCUUUCGGUGGCGAUCCCGACAAGGUCACCAUCUGGGGCGAAUCUGCCGGCGCCAUCUCGGUAUUUGACCAGAUGGCCCUGUACGACGGCAACGCUACCUACAAAGGCAAGCCGCUCUUCCGCGCCGCCAUCAUGAACUCUGGCAGCAUUAUCCCUGCUGAUCCCGUCGAUUGUCCCAAGGGCAGGGAGGUUUACAACCAAGUCGUCAAAGCGGGUGGUUGCUCGGGUCGAUCCGAUACGCUGAAAUGUCUCCGCGAACUCCCCUACGAGAAGUUCCUUAAGGCAGCCAACGCGCCUCCUGGCCUCCUGAGUUACAACUCGGUCGCGCUAUCAUACCUCCCCAGGCCCGACGGCAAAGUUCUCAGGGCCAGCCCUGACGUUCUACUGCUUGGGCAGAGAUACUAUCCCGUCCCCAUGAUUAUCGGCGACCAGGAGGAUGAGGGUAGCAUUUUUGCCCUCUUCCAGCACAACCUCACCAACACUGAGAUGCUCGUCGGCUAUCUCAAAGAAAUCUUCUUCCCAGCAACCGAUAUUCAAAAAAUCAAGGAUCUGGUAAAAUCAUACCCCGACGACCCGCGCGAGGGCUCGCCCUUCCGCACCGGUAAAUUGAACCAGGUGUACCCUCAAUUCAAGCGUCUCGCCGCCAUCCUUGGUGACAUCACCUUUACCCUGACGCGCCGGCUGUUCCUCUUCGCCUCGGCGACCCUGCACCCAGACGUCCCGUCGUGGUCCUACCUGUCCAGCUACGACUACGGCACCCCCAUCGCGGGAACCUUUCACGGCAGCGAUCUCCUGCAGGUCUUUUACGGAAUCCUGCCCAACUACGCCAGCAGGACCACCGUCUCGUACUACACAAACUUCCUGUACAACCUGGACCCCAACGAGGGCAUCAAGGUCCAGCACUGGCCCAAGUGGAUGGAGAACCAGGAGCUGCUGAACAUGAAUGCCAACGAUGCCAAGUUGAUCCCGGACAACUUUAGAAACGAGAGUUACAACUACCUGCUGGCCAACUUCCUCAGCUUUUACAUUUAAAAAGAACAAGAGAAAACUGGGGGAAUUUGUCAUUGGAAUCUCGCUUGUUGGUGGUACGCCUUUUUUGCUCAAAAACUUUUUUUUCCCUUUUCCGUUUCUUGCCAUGGCAUCUCAUUGAUACCAGUCGCUUUUUGC